Mobula hypostoma (lesser devil ray) is the source of this 2178-nucleotide messenger RNA. It is a transcript of the gene jagn1a, whose product is annotated as jagunal homolog 1a. The transcript has 3 exons. Lineage: Eukaryota; Metazoa; Chordata; Chondrichthyes; Myliobatiformes; Myliobatidae. Bases 183 to 734 code for a protein of 183 amino acids. Gene Ontology annotation, biological process: granulocyte colony-stimulating factor signaling pathway; endoplasmic reticulum organization; vesicle-mediated transport. The record is from RefSeq and is a predicted model, not a curated record. Gene Ontology annotation, cellular component: endoplasmic reticulum membrane.
GGCGGAGGGAUUGAGGAGCGCGGCGCAGUGGGCGGAGCGGAGCGGAGAAAUUGAAGCACGAGGCGCAGUGGGCGGAGCGGAGGGAUUGAGGCGCGCGGCGCAGUGCAGAUGACGUCCGCAGUCAGUGGACUGGUGCAGCGUUCCGAGUGUUGUGGCCGGUGACAGGAAGAUCUUUGUUGAGAAUGGCCUCCCGUGCUGGCCCCCGUGCUACAGGGACAGAUGGCAGUGACUUCCGCCAUAGAGAGAAAGUCGCUUCACAUUAUCAGAUGAGUGUAACUCUGAAGUUUGAGAUCAAGAAGCUGAUAUAUGCUCAUUUAGUUCUCUGGACACUACUCACUCUACAGGUUAUUGUCAGCCACAUGAAGUUGGUGUCACAUGAUCUGAUAGCUAUGCCAUACCAAUGGGAAUACCCAUAUCUGCUGAGCAUCAUACCAUCUGUCUUUGGUUUUAUAUCCUUCCCUCGUAACAACAUAAGUUACCUGGUGCUUUCUAUGAUUAGUGCGGGCCUCUUCUCGAUUGCCCCUCUGAUUUAUGGCAGCAUGGAGAUGUUCCCUAUGGCACAGCAGCUGUACCGAAAUGGAAAGGCUUACCGCUUCAUCUUUGGUUUUUCUGCUGUAGCUGUCAUGUACCUGGUCUUGGUUAUUGCAGUACAAGUGCACGGCUGGCAGAUCUACUACAGCAAAAAAUUACUGGACUCUUGGUUUACCUCCACACAGGAAAAGAAGAAGAAAUAGUCUGGAGAAGAAAAGUACAAUUUGGAAGGCUGUGGUUUAUGAACUGUGGUUAACAUGAUGGGACUGUAUCAGUCCAUCAGGGAUGAUGAUACAGGGGUAAAUUGCUGGAGGUUAUCUUGAAUAGGAUGUCUUUAUUUUUAUCGUUAUACCCUGAUGCUUUUGUUUCCAAUCAAAGAAAUAUACCGAGUCUCAAACAUUUUGUGCCACUUUUUCAAUUCUUUGGUUGUUGAAUAGAAUGAUGUGGCUUUUAAGGAUAUAAUGGUAAUGUCACUCUGUAGCUAGAUUGUGAAGUAUAUUUGGGAAUGUUUCCAAAAUGAUUUGUCCAAGUUAUUUUUUUUUAUGGUUGUAUUUCCUCACGAUAUAUCGAUGUGAUUUUCAGGAGGAAAUAACAGUGGUUUAAUUGUUGAUUUUGUAUAUUGUACUGCUGCAAGGUUUCAAUUUCCUACAUCAGUCUUCAGUGAAACUGGGUGUGUGACACAUGGGUGGGAGUGUUACUUAGAGCAGACAAACGUUCAAAGAACUUUAGAUUGCAUGUUAUAAGCAACGUGUUCAAUGCUUACAAAUCAGAUCCACUUGUUUUCUUUCAAACAGUCAUAUGAAAUCCCCUAUUCAUUUCACUAUUUAAUGAAAAGUCUUGUCCUAGCAUUGAGUUAGUUAGACCAGUGCAGGAAUACAGUCUACUUAACCUUCUAUAACAGUUUUUUGUUAUGACUUUUAAAGUUGCAUCACACAAAUCAUUUCGGAUUUGGCUCCAGCUCACUGAGCAGUCUAUUAAUGAUUCUUAGCUAUAGCUAUAUUUGUCUCAGUGUUCAAAUGUUGUCACACAAGUUAUGAGCGUACUCUUAAAAUACUGAUCUGAUUUUAUUUAUAUCUCUUAAUAUCUCCUAUCUCUUCUGAAUCAGCUUCUUAAUCCUCUGUAUGCUGUUGCUUUGAUUUCUCUAUAAUGAGCUCUGAUGUAGUAGAGUUGGACAUGAGCACGCUAUUUGUAGUGAGGCUCAUCUUACGACAUUCUUUUGAGAACUGAAAAACAUCCUGCAUUCCCACACCGGUUUCAUAAUAUCUAAUUGGUUAAAUAAAAGUAAUACGGUGUCAAACCCAUGAGUUGACUCAAGUUGUUUGCAAUCCUGUUCUACAUUCAAGCAUGGCUUUUUGAAAGGAACUUGUUCCUUUUUAUGGGGAUGGUAAGAAAUUUGACAGUACAACUUAAAAUUGUGAGAAGUUUGUAAUCACUGCAGAUCAGUCAAUCCCCCACAUUAGUCUGUAGGUGUAGUAGCUUCAUAUUUUGUAUAUAUAUUAAAAUUUUAAAAAAUAAACCAAUGAAUACGUUAAUCUAACUUGAGUAGUUUUUCAUUAUGUGCAAAAGUUAGUAGAUUGAAUUUUGUUUUGAUUUUUAUUGCAUAUUUUAUUUGCAACAAUGAAUAAAUGUUACACAAUCAUUUUUUAU